AUGGGUCGACCACAACUCCUCUCUCCCCGCCAACCAGAUAGUCCUUCGCGGCAGCUCAUCCUAGAGCUAGCCAAGGACCUCGAGCAAGUUCGUCUGCACAACAAUGAACUCAAAAAGGUUCGAGCGUACGAACGGAAAUCCUUCUAUGAAAAGCUAGAGCGUCUCGAUAAAGAGAAGGAAGAGGUACACAAUGCCGCACUGACUGCUGCCGCUGCCAAGCGUGAUGCGCUGAGACUGGAGGCUGAGGAGAUUUUGCAACUUCAUUUGGAGGAGGAGCAGAAGAGGAAGGAGGAGGUGGAGAAGCUGUGGAGGGAGAGUGUGGAGAAGGAAAGGCGAGAGCGGGAAGAGGCUGCGAGGUUGGAGGCUGUGAAGAGAGCGCAGGAGGAGGAGAGGAGAAAGAAGUUUGAGGAGGCAGAAAAGGCGAAGAAGGCGCAGGAGGAAGAGAAUGCAUUGCGGGAUAAAGUUGUGCACGAGCAAAAGAAAAAGGAGGCAGAGGAAGAGCGUCGGAGGAAGGAGCAGGGAAGUGCUGCUAAGCUCCGAGCGGUGGAGGAUAAGAAGGACAAGGAUAAACUGCAACAGUCAGGGCAAACUGAGACGACCGUCAAGGUCCUGGGAGCUUCGCGUCGUACCCCACAGCAAAUCGCGGAGCAUCAACGAUAUCUCGAGCUCCAUCAGCAUCUCAAGAAGUUUAGAAAGUACAUGAUUGCUGAGACAAAGACGAAUCCGGUCCUGAAACAGCAUAUGGGCGACAUGCGCCGCACUAUAAAGAAAUGCGUUGGCCAGCUUGUUACUGAUGAUAAAAUUGCAAACCGCACCCCUACCAACGAAAUAUCAACCAUCCUCAAAAUGUCCCUAACCAUCCCCUCCCCUCCGGUCGACGCCCACCAAUUCCUCGCCUUCCCACCCACCAACCUACCAACCCUCCCCGAAUCUGAAACCAAACUCCCCGCCCUCCUAAUCUACCUCCUAAACAUCUUCUCAAAAGCCAUAGUCGCCCAACUCAUCGCUGAAGCUGGCAUAACGCCUAAAUAUGCAGAGCCCCUAGGCGUUCUGACGGCCCAAAUCUUCUCCAUGGACCCUUUCUCCUUCAAGGGCAUCUCAAUGAUCGACAUCCUGCUCGCCAAGUACCAUGCUGUCUGCCCCGUGCUGUGGGGAUUUUACGGCAACGAGGCCACGGACGCGGGCAAGGUGGCUGUCGGCUGGUGGCGCGAGGAGCCUAGUGGUAAUGGCACCGGAGGUGGUGCAGGGAAAUUUGUGGCCCCGCAAACACACGAGGAGCGCAUGAUUGGCCUUGGCGCUGGCUUUGCAGCGAUAUCGCUUCGCAACUUCUCAAAGACAACAAGAAAAAAUCCGGUGCCCAAUACGUGCUUUUGGCGCGUGUGCGCGAAUAUUCUUAAUGUUCCUGCUAGUGAGGUGCAGGAUACGCAUUUGCUUGUGCUGGGUGCGUUGCUGAGGUAUUCUGCGGUGAGGGUUGUGGGGUUUUGGGGGGAUGUAGGCCUUGCCUUGUUGAGGAAGGCUGUUGUGGAGUUUCCGGCUCGAUUGGGGGGGAGGAGGGGUCCAGCGAGGGCUGGGGUUGAGAUUUUGAGGGAUAUUUUUGUCAGGGAGAGAUUUAUUUUGCUUUAA
This is a messenger RNA of Paracoccidioides lutzii Pb01, 1623 nucleotides long. RefSeq lists its product as hypothetical. Gene Ontology annotation, molecular function: phospholipid binding; translation initiation factor binding; inositol hexakisphosphate binding. Bases 1 to 1623 code for a protein of 540 amino acids. The transcript is spliced from 2 exons. Gene Ontology annotation, cellular component: cytoplasm; nuclear pore; nuclear pore cytoplasmic filaments. Gene Ontology annotation, biological process: regulation of translational initiation; regulation of translational termination; poly(A)+ mRNA export from nucleus. The record is from RefSeq and is a predicted model, not a curated record.